UCCUCUCCCUGCUUUCCUUGCUCUCUUCCAGCUCCUCCUUCCUCCCAGUCAUUGGUCAGCUGGUCGAAUCAACAGAGCCACAAAGUUGUCCUCGCUCUCAUCCAAGUGGCUCACGCUGCCCUCGGGGAGGAAGGAGAGAAGCAGGGAAGAAGGACCAGCGGGGAGGCGAUCUAUAUCCGGAUACUUUGGAGCGGCUGCAGAGAGCGGAGGAGCAUCAUGAGCUCCUCCUCGGCCAACCUUCAAAGCAAACGCCUACCUUUCAUUCUGUGUGUCCAGCUGGUCUUAUGGACCUCUGCUUCUCAAGUCCCAGGAUUUGCCCACUUGAAUUCCUGGGCUACUCAGGGGUCACCAGGGUCGCCAGUGGCCAAAAAAACGAACUCUUGGAUGAGGAAGCAAAAUCAAUCAGAGACGGAGCAUGCCCAGAGGCCUCCAGACAUGGAGUCAGCGCAGCAGCUCAAGCUUAGGGAGCGACAGCGCUUCUUCGAGGAGGUCUUCCAGCACGAAGUGGACGUCUACCUGUCCUCGGCACACCUGUGCAUCAGAGACUACAGGAGACCGCCCAUUGGCAGCAUCUCCUCCAUGGAGGUGAACGUGGAUCUCCUGGACCAGAUGGAGCUCAUCGACCUCUCUGACCCAGACCCGGUGGAUGUGUUCUUCAGCUCCGUGGGGGAGGAGGGGCUGCUGUCCUCGCCGCUGCCGGCAGGCCACAGCAGCGACGAGGCGGCCGUCAGGAACGGGCUGUUCCGCCACGUCCUGGAGCGUCUGGACGGCAAGUCCCGCAUGUCCUCCACGUCUUCGGACUGCUCCUCGGACAGCCAGGCCGCCAACGUCAACGGAGGAGACACCCCUCUGGUCGGGUCGGACAACGAGGAGACGCCGAGCGGCGCAGCGGCGGAGAGAGGCGUGUCGCCGGGGGAAGGAGAGCAGAGAGCUCGGCGUGUGCGCUCCUACUGCGAAGAAACCUCCCGUACGAAAUAACGCGGAGGCUUUAACAGAGGACGUUGUUUGAGAAAAGACUUUUUAAUUGACCCCCCGUAGGUUUCCAUGGUAACCCGAUGUGUACUUUCUGUAGCGCGGGCCUGAGAAUGUGUUGAGUGUAAAUAUGCCGAUUCUGGUUAGACUGGUCUUCCUUCUUGUCAUUUCAGUGUGAAAAAAAAUAAUGGUUUUUGUACAGUAUUAAUAAAACUCUAAAACAAGAGA
Molecule: messenger RNA, 1200 nt
Organism: Xiphophorus couchianus (Monterrey platyfish)
Lineage: Eukaryota; Metazoa; Chordata; Actinopteri; Cyprinodontiformes; Poeciliidae
Product: dysbindin-like
Exons: 7
Coding region: 217-978 (253 amino acids)
Biological process (GO): negative regulation of protein kinase activity
Cellular component (GO): cytoplasm
Source: RefSeq, a predicted model, not a curated record